UUCUCCACUCAUCUCUCUCUUCUUCACCCCAAACAAAUCCCCCCGCUCUCCCUGCAAAAUGAAAAUGCCACCGUUUUGGUCUCUCCCAUUUUAACAUCUGUCCUCUCUCUCUCUCUCUGUUACCCUACGCUCCGAAUCUUAACGUGCGUACCCCUUGCGCACGAUAUGGAAGCUCCGUCCUUCGUCUCCAAAGCGAGAACCGCUUUCCACUCCGCAGCUGCCAAAGCCGAGCGAGUUUUCACUGAUUUGAAAUCCGAUCUAGAUUCUGAUAAAUUAUCGCCGGCGAAGGAAUUCAAGAACGAAUCUCUGACGAACGAAGGCGAGUCGAAGUGUAUUCAUGAGGUAAAGCAUUCUAGGUGGAGACCUGCAAAUUUAGGGACAAAGCAAGAGUGGCAGGAAAGAUUUAAGAAUAUACGAAUAGGUAGAAAAGGAGUCGAAGACACCGAGAAAGUUGAAAAUUCAACAAUGGCUGCUCCAUUCUGUGAUGAAAACAUGUACUUGCUUAACAUGAAGAAUGAUGCGGAAGCAAAGGCUUUAGAAGCAAUUCCCUCCGUAGAUGUUUUAAAUACUGUCAACACGAAUAACAUUCCUCCAACAUCUGUCAUCAAGCAAUUGGCUAUAGCUGUUGAGGCUGGAAAGAAGUUUAAGUUGUUGAAAGAUCUUUUGGCAUCUUCAGGAAGUUCUUCACCUAUUAGGGAAAGGACAGGCUUGAGUUUCUCUGCAGUGAAGUCGUUAGUUCUUCGUGACAAAGAGGAUAAACUUGCAUCUGGCUUUGGUGAUGAUGAGAGAGUCCUGGCUUUGAUUCAUUCACUGUUUGAUGCAGAAGGAAACUUCCUCCGAAGGCAGCUUGUCUCUGAUUCAAAUACAUGUACAACUAUGAUAUCUUUGCCAAAAGACAUUCAUGGUGCUCCUCCAGAGAGCUUUCUCGUUAAGCUUUCUGAAGUCAUUGGAAGCUUUAGAACCCUUCGCAAAAUGGCUCUCUUUUGGUGCAGGGUUGUUAUCGAACUGAGAAGAUUUUGGUCUGAAGAGAGACAUCUGCCAGGCAUUCCUGUGGAUGAAAUUCCAGAUCUAAAUUCAUGUCUUUUAUAUCAACAAUUACAGGUUAUUAACUGUUGUCUUUCAAGAAAAAGACGCCGUACUAUUGCCACUGAAUCAUUUGAUUCUGAAAUGAGGGAAGCUAGUUCAAAUGUUGAAGGGUCAGAUAGUUCUAUAGGCACAGUUUCUUCCAGCUCUGCAUUGUAUGCGCGACUUAGCACUGGAGAACUUGUUCUUCGAUUGGGAGCUAAUCAACCGGCUGAUAAUUUAACAAUGUUGGAAACUGGUGAACCUAUAUACUCACCUAUUGCCCAGGAAGGACCUUUGCUUUCAGAAGAUCUUAUCAGAGAAACGGAGGAGUUGGUGCUUCGAACGGGGAGUGUUGGUGCUGGGUGUUCUCAACUCCUCUCAGACAUGCAGGCUUUCAAGGCUGCAAAUCCUGGCUGUAUUUUAGAAGAUUUUGUUAGAUGGCACUCUCCUCCUGAUUGGACUGAAAGUGAGCCAAGCGAUGAGGUUAACUCUUUGGUUACAAGAGGUCAACUAAGUAGUAGAAUGCAAAAAGAAGGUAAUCUGUGGCGUGAACUGUGGGAGACAGCCAAGCCAGUACCAGCCAUUAGACAAACACCUCUCUUUGAUGAGGAUUUGGCAGUGGAAGGAAUUCUGAAUUUCUUAGAGGACAUUCCCACUUCUGAGCUUUUUGAACAACUUUUUGUUUCUCUACUUGGUUUGGGACUUGUAUUAGCUGAGGACAAGCUCUCUGCUAAUGAUAACUUGUCAAAGCUGUUUUAUGAGUGCAAAGACUAUGUUGUUGCAACUUGCCAGAGUGGCGUCUGGAAUGAUAAAACAGACAAUCUUUGCCAGGUGUAUGAAACAGUGGAAACAAUGUUAUUGUCUCCUGAUGAUGUCAUAAAGACAAUAAAGCAAGAAGAGACACCGGCAAAUGAAAACGGAAGCCCUGCUGGUGAGCUAAAACGUCGGUUUAAGAGGCUUGGUCUUAACUUUGGUGGCAAGGAUAAACAGCGGAGAAAACCUCCUCCAAAAGACCAGAAGAACUCAGAUGAAAACCCUUCUCGUCCAUUUGGUAGCUUUUUUGAUAGCAAGUCAUCUUUAUUUUUGAAGAGGCCUCCUAAGCCUGAGAGUCUCUCACUGGUUGACAAACCUCCAUCCCUAGAUGAAAGUGAUUGGACAUUGGUAUGAUCAUACUAUUUUUCUGUUCCCUUCUUUUCCCCUUGGGCCAAGCAGCAUAGUUUUGCAGGUAAUUGUAAAUUAUUCUGAAAUGAGCUGAUGGUUCCCAUCAGAAGUAAUUUGAAGUUCGAUUCAAAAAAUGAAUGAAUUUGUUUGUGCAGUAA
Molecule: messenger RNA, 2384 nt
Organism: Theobroma cacao (cacao)
Lineage: Eukaryota; Viridiplantae; Streptophyta; Magnoliopsida; Malvales; Malvaceae
Product: Rab3 GTPase-activating protein catalytic subunit
Biological process (GO): positive regulation of GTPase activity
Molecular function (GO): GTPase activator activity
Source: RefSeq, a predicted model, not a curated record